AGAUAUCAUCGAAGAACACAACACUGGUAGUUUGGUUACUAAAGCGAUCUCUGUUUUUCUUUCUUUGUUUCUCGAAACUGGUGAAAAUUCCGAGGCAUGGCUGCUCUUUCGAAUUCAAUCGUCUCUUCCAGAGAUCAUCGAUUUCAAUUCUUAUCUGGUUUUUCUUUGAAACCGGUUGACAAAGGUCUUACCUCCAAUAACUUGGUAAUCAUACCUGCAUCCCAAAGAAACACUUCAUCCUUGAAGUCCAGAAGGGAAUUUACUGUCAGAGCAAGUGGGGAUGGUGGAAGACCCAGCAGUGGCGGUAGAAUCUUUGUCAGUGGUUUUGUAUUGGGAGGGGUUGUAGUUGGAGCAUUAGGCUGCAUAUUUGCACCUCAGAUCAGCAAGGCAUUGGCAGAAACUGACAGGAAAGAUCUCAUGAGAAAGCUGCCAAAAUUCAUAUAUGAUGAAGAUAAAGCUUUGGAGAGGACACGCAAAAUACUGAGUGAGAAGAUCGAGCAGCUGAAUGCUGCCAUUGACAAUGUCUCGACUCAGCUUCGUGCAGAAGAUGCACCAGAUGGAACCGCUGCUGUGAUGAGUAUUGAUGAAGUUGAAGCCUCAAUAUGAUGAGAUUUUUGGUGCAUUGAUUUACUAUUAUCAAUCAUCAGAAAUUUUCCUCUUUGUUGUUGUGUAUACCCCACCUUAUAUAAUAAAGAAGUCUAUUAUUAUUAUAGAGUCAUUAUGAAGGGCAUGCAAAAACAUAUGAUGGUAUUUCCCUCCUGUUAGUUACUCAUGCACUUUUUUUCUUUA
Impatiens glandulifera is the source of this 789-nucleotide messenger RNA. RefSeq lists its product as uncharacterized. Lineage: Eukaryota; Viridiplantae; Streptophyta; Magnoliopsida; Ericales; Balsaminaceae. The record is from RefSeq and is a predicted model, not a curated record. The coding region runs from base 97 to 606 and encodes 169 amino acids. The transcript has 5 exons. Gene Ontology annotation, cellular component: chloroplast thylakoid membrane; chloroplast inner membrane.